GGGAAAUGGGUCCAAAUGGCUCUUUGAGUGUUUAAGGUUGCCGACCCCUGGUAUUAUAAAGUAAUAGUCCAAGUAGUAUGAAGCGUACACAUGAGAUUACUUUAUAAAGGCAAACUGCUGAAUGCCAGACACUGGGUGUAUUUAGUUUAGCACUUAUAACUAUUUCCUAUAGAAUCGAGAGACGGGUUUCGGUUUCAAUUCAUCUGGCCUCUUAAGUUUCAUUUUAUCACCUGGUUUAAAUUCGCUUUCUCAUGCUUUCCGUAUCAGUUGGAACUCGGACACUGUUACAAAGAGGACAUUUGUACAUCCUGUGAGAAUGCUUUAUUGGGGCAAACUGAAUUCGACAGAAAAUGACCCGACACAUCGGAACAUGGAUAAUGCGUUUGGUGACAUUUUACGCGCGACGAGAGUCACGGACGUGUCCAUGCGUGAGGGUCUCGCGGCGUUCCUCAGGGACACGGAUGGGAAAGUCACCGUAGUGACGUCUCAAAAGCGAAUAGUUUUGAAGAAGGAGCGAAUUAAAUUAUUGAGCACUGGAAAGAAGCAUGUUAUAACUGUGACUGAGACAGGAAUGGUGAAUGAAUGGAACUGUUCAGAUCAAAGCAACAUACCCAGGACAUUGGGCAGCUUAUCUAGCAGACAUGUUGUGCAAGUUGCAUGUGGAAACUAUCACUCAAUCGCUCUAACAGAAGAUGGUCAAUUGUUCACAUGGGGUCAGAACUCGAGAGGUCAGCUGGGUCUGGGGAACAAGAGUCCGAGCUUUCAUCCUCCUCAGCUUCUCGAGUCUCUGUGUGGGAUACCACUGACUCAGAUCAGCGCUGGAGGAUACCACAGCUUCGCCCUGUCUCUCUCCGGAGCCGUGUUCGGUUGGGGAAGGAACUGUGCUGGGCAGCUUGGUCUGGGAGACAGAGAUGAUAGACAUGUCCCUGUUUGUGUAAAGAGCUUGAACCUGAAGAAGACCGUGUUCAUCUCAUGUGGAGAGUAUCAUACUGCUGUUCUAACAAAGGGUGGACUGAUAUUGACAUUUGGAUCAGGACGUUAUGGGCAGCUGGGACAUAACUCACUCAGAGACGAGCAUCAGCCUCGUGUAGUUGCUGAAUUCUGGGGAUCCAAAGUGUCUCAAAUUGCCUGUGGACAGCAUCACACUCUGGCACUUGUCGAAUCCUCAAACACCAUCUACUCAUUUGGAUGUGGAGAGCAAGGACAGCUGGGAAAUGGACAGAGAUCCAAUCAGUGUGUGCCACUUCCUGUUCAGCUGCCACCAGAAUAUAGCUCUGAUCAGAUUACGAAAAUUUAUGCUGGAGGGAAUCUUUCUGUCCUAUCUAAAAGGGAUGGUGUUCAAGCAAGUUCAAAUCUGAGAUCAUGCAAUGGACAAGCAAUGCUGGAGGAUAAAAUUAUCGGCCGCUGGAUUUCAGACUGUAACCCAAAAGUAUGGAAAAAAAUCCAAAGGUCGAGAAAACUGUAGAGAAUCAUCUUCUGCCCUCUCUGGGCUCCACUGCUGCUGGUGCGGAGGCUCUUAGGGUUUACCUUGUCCUACCCGAGCUCCUCAGAGUGCUGAAAAAACAUGGUCGUGGCACACAACUCACUAUCUUGCUGGCGUCUGCAAUCU
Messenger RNA from Tachysurus fulvidraco (yellow catfish), 1609 nucleotides. RefSeq names its product probable E3 ubiquitin-protein ligase HERC3. NCBI's taxonomy places the organism in Eukaryota, Metazoa, Chordata, Actinopteri, Siluriformes, Bagridae. The coding region runs from base 317 to 1465 and encodes 382 amino acids. The transcript is spliced from 10 exons. The record is from RefSeq and is a predicted model, not a curated record.